Centruroides sculpturatus (bark scorpion) is the source of this 1852-nucleotide messenger RNA. RefSeq names its product putative serine protease F56F10.1. NCBI's taxonomy places the organism in Eukaryota, Metazoa, Arthropoda, Arachnida, Scorpiones, Buthidae. Gene Ontology annotation, biological process: proteolysis. The record is from RefSeq and is a predicted model, not a curated record. The transcript has a single exon. Gene Ontology annotation, molecular function: serine-type exopeptidase activity; dipeptidyl-peptidase activity. The coding region runs from base 47 to 1546 and encodes 499 amino acids.
UCACGAGUUUUAUCGAAUGAUUCACUUGUCAAAUUAUUAAAGCAAAAUGGCGAGAGUAAACUGGGUAGGAAUUGUGUGCUUGUGUUCUACCAUUAUAAUCGAGGUACUGGGUGGAGAGCCUCUGUUCUUCAGAGGAAGACCGAGAGGGAAAUUCGGAAUGUUGAGGUCUCCCGCCAGAAACGAGGGAGAGUCGUUACCCGAAGAUCGAUGGUUCCUACAGAAGCUAGAUCACUUCAAUCCCACGGAUAAUAGGGUUUGGAAGCAACGUUAUUUCGUCAACGCCAGUUUUUACAAACCCGGAGGACCUGUAUUUUUACAGAUAGGAGGAGAGGGAGAAGCCAACCCCGUUUGGAUGAUCAAAGGUCAACCUAUGAACUACGCCAAGACUUACAACGCUUUCGCGGUCAUGUUAGAACACAGAUACUACGGAAAGAGCCAUCCGACCGAAGACACGUCGGUCAAAAACCUCCGCUACCUUACUAGCGAACAGGCUUUGGCGGAUUUGGCUAAUUUUCAGCAUUACGUAACUCGGAAGUAUAACUUGAAGGGCAGCAAAUGGAUCGCUUUCGGAGGUUCGUAUCCCGGUUCUCUAGCCGCCUGGUAUCGCUUGAAAUAUCCUCAUUUGGUACACGGAUCCGUGGCGUCGAGCGCGCCGGUUUUCGCUCUAGUAGAUUUUAAAGAAUAUUUGGGCGUGGUCACCGAUUCUCUGGCCACCGCCGGCAAAAAGUGCAACGAUGCCAUUCGACUAGCCGUGCAACAGCUAUCUCAAUUGUUAAAUCGCAGAGACGAUUGGCGUAUGGUGAAGAAAAUAUUUCGUCUGUGCGACGAUUUGGACGCCACUAAUAAAAAGGACGUGGCCAAUUUACUCAGCAGUUUGGCGGGAAAUUUCGAAGGAGUCGUUCAAUAUAACAAAGAUAACAGAGCGUUCGAAGGCGCAAAAGACGCCAGUAUCACAAUCGAUACCAUUUGCGGAGUAAUGGAAAAUGAUUCGGUCGGAUCGCCCCUGAAACGAUACGCCGAAAUAAACAGUCUCAUUUUAGACGUCAACUCGGAAAAAUGUCUGGACUUCAAGUACAACGACUUCAUCAGGGACAUGUCUUCUAUUUCUUGGAACGAUAGCGCGGCCGAAGGAGGAAGACAAUGGACUUACCAAACGUGCGUGGAGUUCGGAUUUUUCCAGUCUUCGGAUCUGUCCACCCAACCGUUCGGUAACGGAUUCCCCGUCGACUUCUUCGUUCGACAAUGUUCCGACAUUUUUGGACCAGAGUUUACGUUACGACUCCUGCAGAGAGGAAUCGCCCGCACCAAUCUCAAUUACGGGGGCUUCGGUCUACGGGUGACGAACGUGGUAUUUCCGAACGGUUCCAUCGACCCUUGGCACGCGCUGGGCAUAACUCGAGAUAUAUCCCCCGAGGCAAUCGCCAUCUACAUUAACGGAACCGCUCACUGCGCCAAUAUGUAUCCCGAUUCCCCCGACGACUUGCCGCAACUGCGAGCUGCCAGACAGGAAAUUAAAGAAAGAAUCGGAUUGUGGCUGCAACAAUGAGCCACGUAACUUCUCGACAUUAAUUCGAACCAAUGUCUUCGAAUUAGUAUCAAAGGUUUGAUUCGUUUACGGUGAUUGAUUAAUGCGGCGUUGUUUAAAUAAUUAAUUCGUAAAUUCGUCACGGCGACGUUGUUCUUAUUACGUGUAAUCGAACGAAAGAUUGCGAUCGUAAAUUUGGAAAUUACGUAAAAGCUGGUUAAAAUCUGGUAACUAAUAUAGGAAUAAACAUUACUUUUUUACGAGACUAAAUUGAGCUUUACACUGUAAUUGUUUACAUAAUUAAGUAAAGUAGGAAUGCCGACGAUA